Messenger RNA from Carassius gibelio (silver crucian carp), 601 nucleotides. Its product is annotated as lymphocyte antigen 6C2-like. The record is from RefSeq and is a predicted model, not a curated record. Bases 6 to 371 code for a protein of 121 amino acids. The transcript is spliced from 4 exons. NCBI's taxonomy places the organism in Eukaryota, Metazoa, Chordata, Actinopteri, Cypriniformes, Cyprinidae.
CGAAGAUGGAUCUGCAGAUCUCAGUUUUUCUUCUGUCUGUGCUUUUCACUGCAGGACAAUCUCUCAGCUGUUAUAAGUGCGUGGAUCCGAUAGUUUCUUGUGCAGAUCCAAAGGUGGAAACAUGUCCAAGUGGAUUCAAGUGCAUGACUGGAACACCAGAGUUGGGAUUUGGUUCCAUGAAGGUGACCACCAAAGUUAAAGGCUGUUUACCUGAAGCUGAGUGUAAACAUGGGACCAUUCAGACAGAAGAUGGGAUUACUGGGACUCUCCAGUGCUGCAACACUGACCUUUGCAAUGCAGCAGAUGGAGUGUAUAAGAGAAGCUUCCUCCUGCUGUGGUCUCUUCUGUUUUUCUACAUCCUGUUCCAGUGAAUCCCGCUGCAGAUUCUACCGUUGCAGCUAAAACUCAAUGUCACACACAUUUCUAUUCAUACUUUACUGAAGAAAAUGCUGUGUUUGUUGUUCUGGUGGUGUUGUUUUUUUAGUAUCAUGAUUUGAGGAACAGAAACUUUGUAUUGUAAUAAACAGUUAUCAAACAAUAUCCUGCCUUAAACAAUGUAAUAGACAAAUAAUUAUAUAAAACAAACACUAUAUAUAAUAAU